Fusarium sp. VM40 is the source of this 1746-nucleotide messenger RNA. The record is from the annotation of a GenBank genome assembly. Lineage: Eukaryota; Fungi; Ascomycota; Sordariomycetes; Hypocreales; Nectriaceae.
AUGGCGCCUCCUCAAGACGAAGAAAUGCGGGGUCCCUCUUCCUCCUCCUCUUCCGAGGGCGAGUCUCAGUUUGAGUCAGAAGAUGAGGCUCCCCAGAAGAAGCCGACUAUUGCGCUCUACGAUAAGGAUUCGGACGAGGAAGAGCUGGAGCGACUUGUUCUAGGUAACAAGGCGGGUUUCCGCGCGCAAUUGUUCAAGGACGAUGGACUUUUCGAUAGCACCUGGGAUGUAGAGGGUAAAGAGCUUCAGCUUGCUGAGCGAGACCCCGGACUGGAGGAUAUUGAAGAUGCAGACCUGUUCAUGUUUGACACCGGAGCUGCACCAGGAACUGCACAGAUCACAAAAGCAGCAAAAUCCACCGAUGGAAACGCCCCUGUUUGGGAAGACAGCGACGACGACAGACUAGCGAUCUCACUCGCCGGAGCUACUCGGUUACGAAAGCUGCGACAGACGGAGGCCGAAGAUCUUGUUAGCGGAACAGAGUACAGCAGGAGAUUGCGACAGCAGUAUCUUCGACUUAACCCCCUUCCCGCAUGGGCGCGCGAAGCAGAUGGACGACCGAGCAAGCGAAGAAGAUCAUCCGCUGCGUCUGACUCUUCGGCGGACGACGAUUCGGACUCGGAGAUCUCUGUGCAGCCUCUUGAAAAGUUCCUUCGUGACGUCAACAGCCUGGCCGGAGCUGGAUCGACCAAGAAAAGACGCCUACGACCCGAGGUCAUUGAUAUUCAGCGCACACGAGAGAUCCCAGACAAGCACAAAGCCCCAGUUGCCUGCCUUUCCUUCCACCCCGAGUACCCGGUCCUCCUCUCCUCCAGCACCGCUUCUGUUCUCUACCUUCAUCACAUCGCACCCGCCGCCCAUCCGACGCCCAAUCCCCAGUUGACCUCGGUUCAAAUCAAGCAAGUCGACGUUCGAAGGGCCGAGUUCCUAUACCCCCACGGCGACAAGGUCAUCUUUGCUGGACGACGAAAAUACUUCCACCAUUGGGAUCUCAAGACGGGAACUGUGCAGAAGACGACGCAGAUCCUCGGUCACAGACUCGAGCAUAAGACUAUGGAGCGCUUCAGACUUAGCCCCUGCGGACGAUAUAUGGCAAUUGUGGCGUCUACCAGAAAGGGAGGCGGUAUUAUCAACAUUCUGAACACAACAUCUAUGCAGUGGAUCGCAGCCGCCAGACUAUCGAGUCAAAACGGUAUUGCGGACUUUGCUUGGUGGAGCACUGGAAACGGAAUGACCAUCCUUGGUAGGGAUGGCCAAGUCGGCGAGUACAGCAUGGAGAGCCGCUCAUUCGUAGGAAUAUGGCACGACGAGGGAUGCGUCGGCGGUAUUGUCCUCGCCCUGGGCGGUCAUCAAGGCCCUGCUGUACUGGGCGAUGAUCGCUGGGUCGCCGUAGGUUCCAACAGUGGUAUUACCAACAUCUACGACCGCAACGAGCUCGUCGUUCUCAAGUUGGAAGAAGUAACCAUCAAGGAGCGCCCUACGCCCACGCGAGUCUUCGAGCAGCUCGUCACCCCCAUCACACACAUUACGUUCUCACCUGACGGCCAGCUCAUGGCCUUUGGAAGCCAGCACAAGAAGGACGCGCUGCGACUGGUGCAUCUGCCUACCUGCACGGUGUACCGUAACUGGCCUACGGAACAGACACCUCUUGGACGGAUCACGGCGGUUGCGUUUGGGAACCAGAGCAAUUUGUUGGCGGUUGGUAAUGACACAGGAAAGAUUCGGCUUUGGGAGAUUAGGAGUUAG